Messenger RNA from Didymosphaeria variabile, 969 nucleotides. RefSeq lists its product as uncharacterized. Lineage: Eukaryota; Fungi; Ascomycota; Dothideomycetes; Pleosporales; Didymosphaeriaceae. The record is from RefSeq and is a predicted model, not a curated record. The transcript has 2 exons. Bases 1 to 969 code for a protein of 322 amino acids.
AUGCCCGUCCUAUACUAUCGCCCCGACGGCGACCAACGCGGCGUAACGAUAACACUCACGUCCCACACCUGGGGCAAGCUCGGCGCAAAACCCGCCUGUCUCCUCCGCUUCCAAUUCGACAUCCAGUACGGGCGCGACCAGCGCUUCAUGGAAGCAGCGCUCACCCUCUUCUUCACUUCUUCUGCCUCCCACGCCGAUCCUGAAAUCACAGACUACGGCCCCGUCCACGUCGAAUCCAACCCCACUUCCGAAGAGCAUGUUAAUAAAAGUACCGGGCAGGUUGCGGUGAGCAUGCCGAUGGUGGAGGGCGUGGAGACAAGUGUCGGCGCGGAGAGGCAGAGUAGUUGGACGCAGUUGCAUAGUGGGAAGAUGCAGGGACAUCGCGGAUUGCAGAAGGGGAGUCAGGUGCUGAAUAAGUUGAGUUGGCAGAUGGAGGAGGAUGGGAGGGCGAAGUCGGGGGUGUUUAAGAUUAGUAGGGCGGCGGCGGUGGUGUUGAGUGAGGGUGAUUUUGUGGUCAGUGCGGAGAAGCCGUGGACAACCCCUAUGGGCUGGAGCUGGACACCGCACAACAAGAAGCUCAAGGUCAAGAAUCCCGUGACCAUUAAGUUCGAAGAGGGCACACAGAAUUUCGAGGAUCUGACCGGCGAUGACUGGAACAACAUGGUGCUCCUUGGGAACGGUCCGCGGUUAUUGGGCACUCAGAGUACGCCAUCACUUGCGGCUACGCCGUCCCAGACACCAACAACAGAUGCGGCCACACCUGCACCAGCAGAGCCAUCCUCACCUACCUUGCCACCCUUCAAGUGGAGUGACAAACAUGGACGCUGGUAUUAUCAGAAUGGCAGUAAUUAUGUGUGGGUGCAGGGGCCGUGGGGUCAGGAGAAGAAUGCGAGUCUUUCGUGGCAGAAGCAUCCAGACGGUGUGGAAAAGUAUUAUGAUGGGGGAGAAUGGUUAGCGUUCUUGGAGUAA